GGUAAAAAUGAGUGCGAACGCUACGAACGAAUCCUAGCGAGACAUUAACCACAGUUCAAUGGUUUUAAUUCCUGAGACUGAGGUACCACUAUAAAUAUAUUAACUGGUAAGUUUAGUGGCUAAUAGUUCUGCGCCAUGACUGACUACUCAGGACACGGGCUUCCCUUUCUACCAGGGAACACUUUCAGGGAUAUCACGAAGUCGGCGCAACACAGGUCCCAGACUUUGACUUACAAGAAUGGCUAUAUAUUACCAAAACGCCCCAUUGUAGGAAUUGGGCAGGCAGAUCUCUUUUCAGACCAUCUUAACCAGAGCAAGGUCAACCAACUGGUUAUCCAGAAUCUUGCACAAACCCAUGAACAAUUACCAGCUGGCCCUUCUACAGAAUUCAUUCCUGCACAUGUCUUCUUUGACAAGAAGGUGCUUCGUUUCUUUGGAUACUUUAAGCAGGUGAUACUCCUGUCACCUCAGGAGCAGUACAGAGUGCGCCCUGUAAUCAUCAGCUACUUCCUGGAGGAUGACAGCUUCUGUGUGAUUGAGCCAGAGGUGGAGAACUCUGGGAUGCCACAGGGAAAGCUGAUCAAAAGACAGCGUCUGCCGAAAAACAAACAGGGAGACUUUUACCACUGGAAAGACCUGAAUGUGGGAAUUGACAUUUGUGUUUUCGGAGUCGCCUAUCGCAUAACCAGCUGUGAUCAAUGCACAAAGGCAUUUUUGGAGAGUGAAGGGAUAUUACUGAAUGAGCCUGAAGAGAUCCCCACUGACCCCUACACCCAGCGGAGGACACAGCCCCAGCAGGCCUUCGUCACUCCCUCCGAUUUCGACUGCCUCAAGCAGUUCCUUUUCAUGGACCGCAAGGUGCUGCGUUUCUUUGCCCUGUGGGAACACUCAGACUCCGUCCAUAUGGAGACCCGCCCUGUCACAAUUCACUAUUACCUGGGAGAUAAUUCGGUGGAGAUCCGAGAGACGCAUGAGCACAACAGCGGGCGGGACCCAUAUCCUGUGCUGCUGAGGAGGCAGAAGGUGCCAAAGGAUGUAAAGCCCAAAACGGAGCCAUUCCCCAGCUGUGUCCUGGAGGUAUCACCCCAGGAAGUGCAGGACUAUUUCUCCCCAAAAGACUUCUGUGUGGGUGAAUCCGUUAAUAUCGUGGGAAGAGACUUCCUGCUGUACGACUGUGAUGAGUUCACCUUGAACUACUACAAGGAGAAUUUUCGCGAUAUGGCCCUGAAGCCCAUCCAGGUCAAAGCCAAGCCAAGCCCAGACAUUAAGAGGGAGAUCCCUCCAUACAAUGGCUUUGGUUCUCUGCAAGACUCCCUUCAAAACUGCAAGUCUCUUAUCCCUGAGCCACCCAAGAAGGACCUCUUAAAGAUGCUGGAGAAGGACGGCAAAGUGCUCAGAUACACAGCCAGACUGGACUCCCUAAAUCCUGAUGACAAUGGCCGCCGCUUCAUCCUGUCCUACUUCUUGUCCAAUGACACAAUCAGCAUCUUUGAGACAAACAUGCGAAAUUCUGGGAUCAUAGGAGGGAAGUUUCUAGAGAAGACCCAGGUCCACAAACCAGGCAGCACUCCAGAAAACCCCCAGUACUACAGCCCAGCGGACUUUGCCAUUGGGACCACUGUGGAAGUGUUUGGACGCCGUUUUGUCCUGUUGGAUGCUGAUCUCUAUGUGCUGAAUUACCUUGAGAGCAUUGCUGAUCAGAUCCCAUCUGAAACCAUCAACUCCCUGCGCCAGCGCCUGUAUCCAGACCCUAAUAAGACCCAAACAACAGAUGAAACACUGGAAACCAACGAAAAUACUUUGUGAUGAGAGUUGCACCUGGCUGUGAUCUCCCUGCCUGCCCACCAUGAUCAUUUACAACCACUUAAAUCGUUUGCCACUUCUGCAAUACAGCUGUGCAGAAACCAAGGGAUUUAAAUGGUCAUUUUUUAGUUUAAAUAAAUGCUAUAUUAAGAGGUGAAAAGUUCAGCUUUCUGUUGCUCUUUUAACAGACUACUGCUGAACAACACAAAUGUCCGGAGGGAUGUUUAGAUAUGUAGAAAUUGAGUAAUUGAGUAGAAUCUAUGAUCCAUCAUCUGAAAAAUGAGAUCCAAAUGCAUUUGUGACUUAAGACAAUCACUUGUCCAACUCAAUGACAAAUGAUUAUUAAAUACAUUUAAGUGUUUAAAACUAAUCUCAGGAGAAAAUGACAAUGCAAAACAAUCAGAUUAACCAAACACCCUGGUUAAAUUAAGUGCUGUGCAGUUUGUCCUUAGUCUCACAGUUUUACAACAUGUCUCAGACUCACAUUUCACUGAUCUGAACUCACACUGUUCAAUAAAAAACUU
Messenger RNA from Conger conger (European conger), 2327 nucleotides. RefSeq names its product EF-hand domain (C-terminal) containing 1 (gene efhc1). Gene Ontology annotation, cellular component: axoneme; mitotic spindle. NCBI's taxonomy places the organism in Eukaryota, Metazoa, Chordata, Actinopteri, Anguilliformes, Congridae. Gene Ontology annotation, biological process: cilium-dependent cell motility; mitotic spindle organization; mitotic cytokinesis. The record is from RefSeq and is a predicted model, not a curated record. The transcript is spliced from 10 exons. Bases 136 to 1806 code for a protein of 556 amino acids. Gene Ontology annotation, molecular function: alpha-tubulin binding.